Molecule: messenger RNA, 1772 nt
Organism: Epinephelus fuscoguttatus (brown-marbled grouper)
Lineage: Eukaryota; Metazoa; Chordata; Actinopteri; Perciformes; Serranidae
Gene: arl5c
Product: ADP-ribosylation factor-like 5C
Exons: 5
Biological process (GO): protein localization to Golgi membrane; intracellular protein transport; vesicle-mediated transport
Cellular component (GO): trans-Golgi network; cytoplasm
Molecular function (GO): GTP binding; GTPase activity
Source: RefSeq, a predicted model, not a curated record
GUCGAAGAAGCGCCGCCCAUUAACGCUUUGUAGAAGUGGAAAGCGAUAUUAGAUAAAGACAUUAGAGUCUGUCUGCCAGUCGGCUGUUAACCGACCGAGUAGAGGAUUUGUAUUCAUCACUCACCUCUCGCACGCACACACUUGUUGGACAUGGGGUUCCUUCUGACCAAGAUGAUGGCUGUGUUCGGUGACAGAGAGCACAAAGUCAUCAUUGUGGGUUUGGACAAUGCUGGAAAGACAACUAUCCUCUAUCAGUUUCUGACAAAGGAAGCCGUCCACACAUCACCAACCAUCGGCAGCAACGUCGAGCAGAUCACCGUACGUAAAACACACUUCUUGAUUUGGGAUAUUGGAGGACAGGAGAGCCUUCGAGCCAGCUGGUACUCGUACUACGGCAACACGGAGUAAUCGAUACUAAAAGCAGCCUUGGUAACCCGUCCUCUCUUAUUCUUGUUUCAGGACCUACAGAAUGCCUCCAUUCUUAUUUUGGCCAACAAACAAGACGUGAAGGGCUCCAUGACGGCUGCAGAGAUCUCCCAGUGCCUCACACUCAACUCCAUCUCAUCACACUCCUGGCAUGUUCAAGCCUGCUGCGCCCUGACAGGAGAGGGUCUACCUGCCAGUCUGGACUGGAUGAAGUCACGAGUUGUUGCGAACUAGAACACGCACCUGUGGAUCAAACUUCCUCAAACUGAGCCAACCUCAAAGACACUGAGUCAGGAUUACUUUCAGUGUUUGGGGCAAAGUCCUGUGAACAUGGCGUCUGUGAUAGAGCCUGCCUCGCCACACCUACAGUAUGAGCUGUAGGCUGUGUGGGGCCUCAGGGUGGGAUGAGCAACAGAGAAAUCUGGGUCAUCUUGGAGACACUGCUCCAAAUAUCAAUAAAUUCAGACUCAAUAUGUUGAUGUUUGUACUGUGCAGACACAGCUUGGUUAUAUUUUAAUAAUCUGGUUAACUGUUUUUCUCAGUUGUGGUUACGUAGAUGUUCACAAUGAGGGACUGUUGUGUGCAUUUACUGUAAAUUUCCCUGUAAAGAGGUGCCUCGUGUGCAUGUUAGACAUCUGACCUGACCUGUAAUAUCACAUUCCACUCAGGUCUCACUGGGAUUCUUUCAUUUCCCCUGAGAUAAGUAAGUGACAGUAUCAAGUUGUACCAAAGAGGUCACAACCCACACUUCAAAGCCAGAUCACAGAUGAUAACUGAUAACACUAAAGCAUAUAUAUUUUAUGGGUAAAGUCUUGGUUUUCUCAUAUUUAAAUGUCACUAGGCUGAUCUGGUGCCCUUUCAUUCCUCCUGUGCCAACACAUUAAGCUUUGAACUGACAACCGCAAUCUCAUUUUGACCUUUGAUUGGUAAUUUAUGACAUUCUUAAUUCAUCUGAACGACUUCUGCUGCAGAAUUUAGUGCCUCGCUAGUUACAAAACAGCUUUCCAAUCACAACCUUACUUCUAGACGCUGCCUAGUAUUAUGUUUCUAUCAUGGUGGACUUUACCACAGCUGAGAAGAAACUAUAAAGCACAUACUUCAGAAACUCUGCCAUGCUGGGACACAAGUCUGCACCUGAUGUAUAAAAUUAUAUUUUAUGCCAUUGAACAACAGGACGCCUUUGUAAGACCAAAACAUGUUUAGUAAUUUAUUUUAGGGAAAAGAAAAGCUCUUGAACUGUUUACCUGAAUAAUAAAAAGAGCUAGCUGCUAAUGACUAUGAGUCAUAUUUAAAAAGUGUGUAUUAUAUUGUGUAUUUUUUUUAAAUAAAUAUUAUUAUUACAAAUA